GGGUACCAAAACUGAACAGGUCCGAGCUCGAAACAGCAUGCGAGGAUUUUAGCAACAUUAUAACCAGCGGCGAUUCAUAUAUAGUAUACAAAGGAACACUGUCCAGCGGAGUGGAGAUUGCCGUUAUCUCAACUACUAUAAGUUCUCUGAGUAAUUGGUCUAUGCACUCAGAAACUGCCUUCAGAAAGAAAAUCGAUACGUUUUCAAGAGUGAACCACAAGAAUUUUGUUAAUCUUAUUGGAUAUUGCGAGGAGGAUGAACCUUUCACUCGGAUGAUGGUCUUCGAGUAUGCUCCAAAUGGAACUCUUUUCGAACAUCUUCAUGUUGAAGAAGCCGAUCAUCUUGACUGGCCCGCAAGGAUGAGGACGGUCAUGGGUACAGCGUAUUGUCUUCAGUACAUGCAUGAUUUGAACCCGCCCGUACCACAUUCCAACUUGAAUUCAAAGGCCAUAUUUUUGACCGACGAUUAUGCUGCUAAGAUUACAGAAAUUGAUUUCUGGUCGGAACUAACGGCCAAGUCAAAGUCCUCUAGUGAUGAUUUAGAGAACUCUGAGCUGCCGCCGCUUGCUGAUCCUGAAAUGAAUGUCUAUAGUUUUGGAAUUCUUUUACUAGAAAUUAUUUCUGGAAAAUCGCCUUAUUCAGAAGAAAAAGAGUCUCUUCUGAACUUGGCGGCGAAAUAUCUUCAUGAUAAGCAGAAUAUCAUCUCAUUGGUGGAUCCAACAUUGAAGUCUUUCAAGAAUAAUGAGCUUAUGGUUAUUAGUGAA
Messenger RNA from Nicotiana tabacum (common tobacco), 764 nucleotides. NCBI's taxonomy places the organism in Eukaryota, Viridiplantae, Streptophyta, Magnoliopsida, Solanales, Solanaceae. The record is from RefSeq and is a predicted model, not a curated record.